AUGACAGUCUCAAUUGCUUCACAGUUCGCACAGGUGCUCGAGCUGCAUGGUGGCGCUUCCUCACCACUUGUCUUCGAGUCGUUUGACCUUCCAUCCUCAAAUCAAAGGCUACUCGGCGCACCUCACUCACAGGGGACAGUAACACCGCUUGCAUUGCGGCCUUCUACCGACGAUAAUACAGCACCGGACCUAGAUGCUGCCAUCUCAUCUAUCAAGUCUCUCCAGGCUCAUGACAGUCUUCUCUCUAAGAAACUUAGCACGCAUGGCACACUCCUCUUUCGCGGAUUGCCCAUCAACUCAGCGGAUGAUUUCAGUAAGUUUGCCCAUGCGUUCGGCUACUCGCCACACGAGGUCAUCGGCAUCAUAAUCGACCGACCACUUCUCGCUCCAAAUGUUGCACCGGCGAACGAGGCUCCCAAAGAAGUGCUCAUCUACAAUCAUAACGAGUCGUUCAUGGUGCCUCACGCCCCGGAGUACAUUUUCCUUCACUGUCGCCGUGCUCCCAAAGAAGGCGGCGAGACCCCAAUCUCAUCGUCUUUAGAGUUGUUCCAACGGGCGAAAGACGAAAUCCCCGAGUUCAUUGAUGAGUUGGCGGAGAAGGGUAUGUUAAGUAAAGUUACCUAUAAAGUCGACAUCCAAUUCGCGGGCGGCUCAACGCUGAAGCAGGCUUUUGGGAAAGAGAUUGAAGAAGAAGACGACGAGGCGACGAAGAGGGCGAAGAUCGAGAAGCAGAUCAAGCGCUACGGUAGAGGCGAGCAUACAACGUGGGAAUGGACCGACGAUGGACAGACGCUGGUCUUGGCACAUCGAAUUCCAGUGAUACGGACCCAGCCAGGUACCGGCCUACCUACCCUUUUCACGGCCCUUGCAGCCCAUUAUAAGACUAAUCAGCGUCUUGCCGCACUUGAUCCUCCUCAAAAAAUUGGGACACUGCAGCUCUUCGGUGAUGGCACGCCUAUUCCUGAGCACUACUGCAAGAAGCUGGCGGAGAUUACGGACGAGAUACGUGUGCUGCACAAGUGGCAGCAAGGUGAUGUGCUGGUGUAUGACAAUAUCAUUGCGCAGCAUGGCAGACAGCCAUGGAAGGGCAAACAGGAAGACAGAGAGGUGAUGGUGAGCACAUGGGACGGCAUAGUGCCGGGAAAGUUCGAGCAGAGCAAAGGAGAUUGGGCGCAGGUGGUGCAGGCCAGUGAAGGGUAG
Molecule: messenger RNA, 1200 nt
Organism: Cucurbitaria berberidis CBS 394.84
Lineage: Eukaryota; Fungi; Ascomycota; Dothideomycetes; Pleosporales; Cucurbitariaceae
Product: Clavaminate synthase-like protein
Exons: 1
Coding region: 1-1200 (399 amino acids)
Molecular function (GO): oxidoreductase activity
Source: RefSeq, a predicted model, not a curated record